Messenger RNA from Aureobasidium musti, 630 nucleotides. The record is from the annotation of a GenBank genome assembly. Lineage: Eukaryota; Fungi; Ascomycota; Dothideomycetes; Dothideales; Saccotheciaceae.
AUGGCACAUUCGCAAUACGAAAAACACUACCGAGAUGCCAAAACCGCCAUAGAUGCUGGAAACAACGACGCGGGUCUUGCUGCCUGCGAAGCUCUUCUGGCGGACACCGAUCUCCCUCGCUACUACCGUAUCAAAACACUUAUUCUUCUAGCUUCAGCAAACAAAGAAUGGCGCCAGAAAGAGGUAUGCAGAGAAACCAUCUUUCGUCAAAACACAACAACAGAUGUUGUACUAGCAGAGCUGCGAGAAUCACUGGAUGAACUCAAGACAGAACAACAAAAGACCAUGCCGCAAGACUAUCAAGAUGAACUAUCUGCUGCGCUGGCUGAGACGGAGAUUGAGGACCUGGCUGAUAUCGCUGACGGAGAGAUCGAGACGCUAGCUGAUGAGGAGUAUGCUCGGGACCAGCGUGCUAGCGAUCAGCCACUGGUCGGCCAUACGCCAUCUACUGUUGUGGAUACUGAAACAGCAGAACAAGAGAUACCAACUUCGUCACCGAAUUCUUCGUUCGCGCCUGCGUCUUCACUCAAGGCCUCGCAGGACAUCUUGGCUCAUCAUGUGCGCGAUGGUCAGACCGCCGGCUCGAUGAUGGUGCAUCGUACUCGUGGUGUCGGAAGACGCUCUUCUUGA